Physcomitrium patens is the source of this 2076-nucleotide messenger RNA. Its product is annotated as hydroxyproline O-galactosyltransferase HPGT1. The record is from RefSeq and is a predicted model, not a curated record. Gene Ontology annotation, molecular function: galactosyltransferase activity. Gene Ontology annotation, cellular component: Golgi membrane. Lineage: Eukaryota; Viridiplantae; Streptophyta; Bryopsida; Funariales; Funariaceae.
GAAAUUGGAGACAGGAGGUGUCACAGGAGUACUCGACGACGAUAGUGAAUGAUUUUUAGAAUCUGCAGAGAACCCUAAAAAGUUAUUCACGAAAAAGAGACACUGUAGGAUGAGACGAUGGCUCCUGUGAAGGUGCGUGACUGGAAUUGUGUGAGCUUCAUUCCGCAGUUUGAGAUAGGGGCAAUGAUCGAGAUGAUGAAAUGGUAAUGGUCUCUCAUUUAGAGACUUGGCAGAGACGGGACGUGAGACUCUCUAGGGUGGCUACAGUAUUUUUUCAAAAUACGCUGCGAGAGUUGAAAUGGGCGAUAGCUAUGGAGAUGGCGGGCCCAGCCUCCCGCAACACCUGCGUCCAGAUCCUGGAUGGCUCCUCUUGUCCUCUUCCGCAUCCGUGGUGCUAGUUGUGUGUCUCACUUGUUUAGGAAAGCACUAUCAUUCGAGAAGAAACCUUCGUGCUCUUAGUGAAACUUGGAAACUAUCUGACGAGUCUCGCACUGUAGAUCCAGGGAGAGCCGAUGAGGUCCGGCCGUGCUGCUAUGCUGCCCAAGAGCAGCGUGAAGAACGACAGCAUGACCAGCAUCGUCAUGCUCAUGGUUUCCCUCUUUGCCUGUUCCUACAUUGCCGGCAGGUUGUGGCAGGAUGCUGAAAUACGGUCCCAGCUGAUCGCAAUUGAUCCACGCAUCAGUCGCCAGGCAAGAGAUCCAAUCUCAGUGGAUGAAUCUCUGAGAUUGAUACAAUGCAAAGAACAGCAGAAGAAGCUAGCAGAUACAGAACUAGAGUUAGCUGCAGCAAAGAGCCAAGGGUACAAGCCCAUCAAUAAAACUCUUUUUCAAGAUCACAAACUUGUAGUCAUCGGAAUCUUCACUAGUUUUAGUGGGCAGUCUCGCCGCGCAUCCUCACGGAAGAGUUGGAUACCUAAUGGUCCUGCAUUGAAGGAGCUUGAGAGCAAUAAAGGUAUCAUCAUUCGCUAUGUUAUUGGACGCAGCUCAAACAGAGGAGAUAUAUUGGACCGACAGAUUGAUCAAGAAAAUAAAGAAACGGACGAUUUCCUUAUCUUGGAAAAUUACGUCGAGAGUGAUGAUAACUUGACGCUGAAAUCUAAAACGUUUUUUAGCAAAGUGGUCAAUACGUGGAACGCAGAUUUCUAUGUGAAGAUGGAUGACAAUGUCGGUCUGAGUAUAGACAUGGUGGGAAGCAUGCUAUCCAGUCACCUAGACAAGCCCAGAGUUUAUGUGGGUUGCAUGAAAUCCGGGACGGUUGUAAAUGAUCCAAACGCACAGUGGUAUGAGCCUGACUGGUGGAAGUUUGGAGACGAAAAGUCAGAGUACCAUCGGCAUGCUGCUGGGCAAGUUUAUGGUCUUUCGAGAUCAUUGGCUCAGUAUAUCUCAAUUAACAGUGCCUAUCUAAAAGAGUACAAGAAUGAGGACGUUGCGGUUGGAGCUUGGAUGCUGAGCUUGGAUACAGUGCAUAUUGACGACCGGCACCUCUGCUGUGCUCCAAAUACUGUUCGCAUAAUGCUUUCAGGUGGCGUCUGCUGGCUCCAAUAAUGAAAAAUGGCGAUAUUUAGAUCUCCUAGUUUUCGGACAACUGAGAGUAACACGUUCUUUUGAAAUUGCUGCCGCAAAUCGACCGGUAUGUAUGUCAAUUUGAGCCAUCACCGCACGGUGAUUUGCCUCAAACUUCAAGGUUGGGUGAUUUGUAGCGUCGAAAUAAUGCAGACUUUUACUGGAAUGAUAAGAAUUAAAUUGUGUUGCAGGCAAGCUGUCGUAUUUCGUAUCUGAACUUACUCACCGCUUGUGAUGCGAUGAAUGUAAGGAACCAGAAAGGAAAAAGCAGCUGGAGGGUAAGAUAAUUCAGUGAUCAUUUGAAGAUUUAGAUUCAACGGAGUAUUUUUUGGGUGGUCGAGACCCCCCCCCCCCCCCCCCCACACAAGGCCGUCAUAUUGUGUGUACAGCUUGUAUUAUGAUAAGCCGGACUUUGAAUGGAGUUAAAAAUUCAUUGCUUGAAGCUCAGUCUCUUCAUCCUGCAAUCCUUGUACUUUGCACUGUUAAUAAAGCAGUGUAUCCUUGAACUUUCCAA